Iphiclides podalirius (scarce swallowtail) is the source of this 669-nucleotide messenger RNA. The record is from the annotation of a GenBank genome assembly. Lineage: Eukaryota; Metazoa; Arthropoda; Insecta; Lepidoptera; Papilionidae.
AUGAUCAGGAGAAGGGACGUGGAAUCACUCAAACAGAUAAAGGGACAGACAGACGGCGCUAUCGUUAAUGUGCGCCGGCUAAUCGAUUCGCAGGCCCCGAUUAUCGGUUGGAACUCUAUACGUCCGUCGAACUCUACAAUUCUGCGUAAACUCCGAACUCUACAUCUCUACGGAAACAGAGCUCUGCCGGCGAUGCGACAGCCCCGCGUGCCCGCUCUCUCUAUUAACGGAGUGUACACGAUACGAGACCGCCAUGUUUACCUCCUAGCCGCGCGUUUAAGUCAAAAGGCGCGUUAUCUCGGCGCUGCAUCCAUCAGGGCGCCGGCGGCGGCGUUAUCGGCGCCCCGCACGCCUCCGCCGGGCGCGUUUUAUUUCGCACUGUGCAAACGCCCGGCUACAGCGGCCGGGGUUAAGUCAAUUCGGCCCGCCGGUUAUUGUUUGCCGCGCGCGGGGCGGAAAGUUUCCCGCGGAAGGCGACGCUUUGCGGCGUCGGGUGCGCUUUUUUCGCGAUCGGUCGACGUGGUCGCGGCACGGUACGGAGCUAAGGCAUGUGUUGAAUGGAGGGCGUGCUGCGCCGCGAUACCGUCCGCCCCCUCGUGCGAGUCCAAGAUAAAACUGCGAGCCCUCCCCUCCCGCUCCGCGCCCCCCACGACCCCCUGCUUCGACGAU